AUGGCUUCCAACGAUCCAACAACUGUAGACCGAAUCAGUGUGUUGCCAGAUUCUCUUCUCCAUCACAUUCUCUCUCUCAUGCCGAUAGAGGAGGCAUUCAUAACGCAUGCUUUCUCGAAAGGAUGGCGCUAUCUCUGGACUUCACUUUAUAAUUUCUAUUUCAAUUGUGAACUUUAUAAUGAAGAAUACGUGUCCUUUGUUGACUAUGUAUUAGCUCAUUCCGUUUCUCCUAAAAUAAAAGAAUUUGUGCUCCACUUCCAUGACCCGAAUGAAUACAAGUCCGCACUCAGCAGAUGGCUUAGUUUUGCUGUUGAAAAGAAAGUGGAAAAUGUUGUGCUUUGGUCAUACUCUGAGGAUGAUGCCUGUCCAUUGCCUGAAUUUUUCUAUACCUGUUGUCCUGCUUUAGAAACUAUGGAAUUUAACUCUUGUAAGCGUUUUACUCGCCUGGAAAUUAGGUCUUCAAAAUUAAAGACACUGAAAUUGAUAGAUUAUGGUGACAAUGGAAGAAGUCUUGAUGAUUUCAAGUGUAGGCUUGUAGAUGUGACCUCUGUGGUUAAUGCUAGGCUUACCUUCAACAUUACCUGUAUCAAAGACAUCCAGGACGAUCAUGGUGAAGAAGUUGAUGAUGAGGAAGAUAGUUGUGGGGACUAUCAUCAAGUUUUUAGUAUUCUCGUCCAAGAUUAUCUUCAAAAGUUGAGUUGUGCAACCGAUCUAACAAUUGCAAGUUGGUUCACAGAGGUCCUAUGCAUGUUGCAGUUCAAAGGUGUGCUGAUUCCAGAAUUGAAAUGCAAAUAUGUAACACUAGAGUUGCAGAUGGAAACGUUUAAUUUGUACAGAGCAGCUGACCUUUUGCAAGCCUCCCCUUAUGUUGAGACACUCAACAUAGACAUGCAUACUAUGUAUUUUUACAAGUCUCGGUGCCAAUUUGAAUCAAGAUAUUUGGCUAAAGGAGCUAAUAUUGAUUUGCAGAGUUGGGUUGCAUGCUUUGUAUUUCCCAACCUCAAGAAUGUUAGGAUUACUAAUUCCUUUGGGUGUUUGGCGGAUCAUUUCAAACAGGGCUAUGACAAGCUUUUCAAACUUUCAGAAUUUCUGUUAAAGAGAGCGACUGUUCUGGAGAAGUUCAUUAUCAUAUCAAAGACGAGAAGGAGCGAGAUUACCAAGGCUGCUGGUAGUUUUCUGCCUCAGGAUAUGAGGAACGUCGCCUUAUAUUGA
Messenger RNA from Nicotiana tabacum (common tobacco), 1212 nucleotides. Its product is annotated as putative F-box/LRR-repeat protein At3g18150. Gene Ontology annotation, molecular function: protein binding. The record is from RefSeq and is a predicted model, not a curated record. Lineage: Eukaryota; Viridiplantae; Streptophyta; Magnoliopsida; Solanales; Solanaceae.